This is a messenger RNA of Paralichthys olivaceus (Japanese flounder), 3366 nucleotides long. RefSeq names its product vestigial-like family member 4a (gene vgll4a). NCBI's taxonomy places the organism in Eukaryota, Metazoa, Chordata, Actinopteri, Pleuronectiformes, Paralichthyidae. The record is from RefSeq and is a predicted model, not a curated record. Gene Ontology annotation, molecular function: transcription coactivator binding. Gene Ontology annotation, biological process: negative regulation of DNA-templated transcription.
UGGAGGAGAACAUGGUCGAUGUUUACCACCCUGGGACCUGGCUGCUGUUCCUCUGGCCUCCACCAGGGCCGCUCCGCACUCUUUUGUUUGCGCUGGAGCAGUGCAGCGGUCGGACGGGGCUCUGCUGUUGUUGUGGACCGAAGCUAACUUUCUUCGACCGAGAUAUAAACCCGUUUGUUCUCUUCGCUGGCACGUCCUGCUAACAUCCAUGUUAGCAGCUAGCCUGUUCGUGUAAAUGCUUUUCACUAGAAUGGACCUGCUGAACUCUCAGUUCCUGGACAAGAUGAACAAUAACAUCGGGAGACUGCACUACGACGAUGAGUCCAGGACACCCCCCAUGCCCACUGCCAUGUCCAACAUAACUGGGCCCCCUCCUCACUGUCCAAGCAAACGGAAGUAUGGAGAAGAACAAAUGGACGACCGAAUAAACUGUGACGAAGACCACGUGAUCAAAAUGAGUAGAUUGUUUGCCACUCAGCUGGCCCGUCCUUCUGCUGGAGACAACCGCAAUGAGCACUGGAGUCACAGUCCUGUGGAGCAUGUUACAUCCUCUUCUAAUGGUCUCCAUGGGACCCACUUGUAUGCUUCCAUUUCUGGCUAUGCUGUAGACCAGCCUCUGCCUCUGACCAAAAGCAGCCAUGACAUUGGAGUUGUGGGCAGAGAGAGAUCUGUCAUCGGUGGGACUGUAGAGCGGCAGCAGAAUCGUCCCUCAGUUAUUACCUGUGCCCCAGCGAGCAACCGCAAUUGUAACCUCUCUCACUGCCACAUGAACGGCUGCUCUCCCAGCCCACCUGCUGAUCAGAGGAAGACCAAUGCCAACACAGUAUGUGACCCCGUGAUUGAGGAGCACUUCCGUCGCAGCCUUGGGAAAAACUACAAAGAAGCGGAGCCUGAGUCCAACUCGGUGUCCAUCACAGGUUCGGUCGAUGACCACUUUGCCAAAGCUCUGGGAGAUGCCUGGCUCCAAAUCAAGGCCAAGGGUGGGGGGCAUCAGACCCCAGAUGCAGACCCAUGAAGCAGAGGGGAGUAAACUUUACAAUCACCUUCUUUAGUCUUUGCUUCUUGCCAAGCAUCAACUUCCCUUAGAACAAUGUAAGAUGUGGUGCUGCCAGGCUGUUCACUUAUGGACGAUGAGAUUAACCUCUUAAACACUUUGGGGAAGUUUUUCAAUCAAAGAAGAGAAAGUAAAUAUUACAUACUGUAAUUGGAUUGACAAUGGUGGUUGUGGAAUUUAUACAAUCAUAGAUUUUACAGUUGGUUGUCAGCCCAUGUUCUGUUUUACCGGCCUUCCACUUGCCUUGAUAGCCAAAGAAAUCCCCUGCCUCUUCUAUCCACAUAUAAGCCAUAGAUCUGGUGUCAUCGUAUUCAUUCUAUAAACUCUCGCUUCUUGAAUCUAUAUUACUUGAAAAGGACAGCCAGGUCUCAUUUGCACUAUAACAUUCAGAACGGUUGGGUAGCAGGUCACCCGUUACAUUUGGAACUAAUGUGUUCCAGAACGCCCUGGUUUUGAAAUGGUCAUAAUGCAAUUAAGGCUCUGGUCCCUCUGCUUUCUGAACACACUCGACUAACCUUGUCUUCUUUAUGAUCCUAAACUGGACGUAUUCACUUUUGACUAAAUCAUUUUAGUUUCCUGUUUAUAUGCUCACUGUGGCUGAUUACUUAGUAAACUAAUAUCAAUCAAAGUACAUAUCCCUAACUAGAAAGCAUGUUUCAAAUAGCUGGUUUCUAUUACAAUCCUUAUUCUAUACUAUAUAUAUAUUUACUCAGAAUUUAUUUUUUAUCUGUAACAUGUUAGAAAUACUCACUGCUGGUACAGUUGUACUCAAUAUAUUUUUUUGUAUCUGGUUUUCAUUACUAUUUGUAGGUUUAUCUUAUUCAUCUACACAUCACAGCCUCUGGCAAGGUUGUCUGAAUGCAGUUUAAUAGGCUACAUUGCUUUGUUAUUCUGUGGAGCUGGAUGCUUUGUACACGACUGAAUACAGUGAAAUCUGACUUUCUACAGCACAGUCUGUAAGCAGUGGCUUUAUUUAUUCUCAGCACGUUGAUAUUUUUAUGUUGGCUAAAUUUUUAAGACAACAGGAUUCUUACUCUGAGUUAAUGAGAACAUAGUCUGUGUCCAUCGCUUCAGUGACAAUAAUCUAUUUUUAAAACUAUGGUUUUAAUGCAGAUUCAAUUAAAAUAGCACUCAGUAGAAAACAUAGGUCCACCAUGAAUUAUUUCCUGGGAAAUCUAAGGAAAUGUUCAACAAAGAAGCUGAGUAUAAAAUCAUCUGGAUCCACACCUAAAUUUCAUGAUUUAACUUCAUCAAGAUUCUUUUCUCAGUCCACGUCCCAUCCUUCUACAAAGUUUGAAAAGUCUUUCAGUAGUUUUUGUGUAAUCCUGCUGACAAACGAACAGACAGGGGCGUAAAUAGAACCUCCAUUGCAGAGGUAUUGUAAUAAGAAGUAGGACAAACAUUCCACCAUUGACUUGACUUCACGACUGCCUGACAUGCAUCAGUCAUUUCAGUCGUGUUAAUUAAAUACUGUUACAAACAUUUUUGUGUUUUUAGAUUAAUAUGUCAUGAUGAGAGCUGCAAAAAUCGUCCUUAUCGUGGACAAAAGGUGUCAGUGAGCCACAAUUAAUUUUUAAAUGCAGUUGAGAUUUAUUAGAAUUAAUUUCUCACCCUUUUGGAAGUUGUCUACUUAUAGUAGCUUAAUCUAUUUGUCAACACUGAUUAAGAUAGAGUAUUGUAAAUUCAGACUUUUGUAUGUCAAAAUAACUGUUUGUGAAAACCUAAACAUUUGUAUUAAUAUUUUACAGUUUUAAAAAAAAAUGUUACAUACACUAUCCUGUCUUUAUAUUUUGUUUUAGUCAUGUAAGACUAUCAUUGCGCCGCGCGGAAUGAUCAUAGAUAUUUUGUUUUCUAUUCAGAGUAGUGUAGCAUGGACGCUCAUUAUAUUCUAACCAUGCGUUCUGUCUUUCUAAACGUUGAUUAUUAUUAUCCCACAGUUAUCAGAUGAUUAAGUGCAGGAACACAACAGUCUGUUGAUCAAAGACUUCUCUUGGUGCAGCGUCUACACCAACAGUUUAAAGAGUGACUGUGUGUACCAUAGUGGAAUUUAGGGAUUAUUAUUAUGGGGAUCUGCUUGUUUGACACAAGUAGAUUUGUCUCAGUAAUAUGUUUGGGGGUAUUAGUCCGUUGUUAUUUAAUUGCUUUGUUUAGACUAUCUGUAUCACAGAGACUGUCAGCAGAAAGGACCUGCUCCAGGUGUCGUCCACAUGGAAAACACUUGUUCACUUUUGUUCUUUUUUCUCUGGAAGAAAAUGCCACUGUUUGUACUUAAUUUCUUCCAAAUAAACAUGCAAAUGAAAUGCCUACCAUCA